Messenger RNA from Cynoglossus semilaevis (tongue sole), 5661 nucleotides. It is a transcript of the gene nova2, whose product is annotated as NOVA alternative splicing regulator 2. The transcript has 5 exons. The coding region runs from base 839 to 2398 and encodes 519 amino acids. The record is from RefSeq and is a predicted model, not a curated record. Gene Ontology annotation, molecular function: RNA binding. Lineage: Eukaryota; Metazoa; Chordata; Actinopteri; Pleuronectiformes; Cynoglossidae.
UUUCCGAGUUUAAACUCAGUGCCUGAAGGCAUCGCUGGGCCCUGUGACGUCAGCAGCUCCACUGCGCUCCCUCCAGCAGCCAGUCAGAGAAGUGAUGCUCUGAACGCUAGACUGCAGCAUCUUUACCAGCGACACACCGAGCAGCAGAUAUAUCUUUCUCUGUGUUCGUGCGUGUUCGUCUUCACCCACACCCCGUCCUCCCUGGGUGUCUUCAGGAGCCGAACCCCGGACCGGAUAACACCAAAUAUCAACCUGACUUUUUCCCCCUAUCGGAUUUUUUCACCCCUUCUUCUGCUUUUAUUCUUGCUCCACCAGCCGUUCACUCUCCUCGUUUGAUUCCAGCUCUUUGUCUUUCGGUUUGUGAUUUUUGUUUUUUUGUUUUAUUUAUUGUUCCGUGCCGCUGUGUAGCAGAGGAGCGCCACCAUCCUUCGCCGCUUGACAUGAGUGCGCUCUUUUAUCCGGUCGCAGCGGAAUGACACACAAUCGUAGCCCGCAUAUCCCAGAGUUGAUGGAAGAUUGACGCUUCUGCGUUUUUAGUCGACCAGAAGAUUAUCCAGCUGCACUGCUUUCGGAUUUUCUCUCCACUUAGAGCUGAUCAUCCGCUGCUUUCUGUCCCUGCGCAGCAUCUCUCUCUCUCUCUCUCUCUCUCUCACUGUACGCACGGCGCACCACCGAGAAACGCGCAGCUCAGCUCUCCGUAAGAAACAGGCGUAUUUUCCUAUUCCUAAACCUUCUUCGCCUCAAGGUCUUGUCUGUACGGCUACGCUGCGUAAAGAUAACGGAAAAGGGGGGGAAUUGAACGCAAACGCAGCCCAAGCAUCCAACAGCAAGCUCGAAAAUGAUGGCCGGCGGUGCUGUACAGCAAAACGGGAUUUUUUCAAAUCCUCACCAUCACAGUCAGCAACCACACAUGGAGUCCGACCCACCAGACUCGCGCAAAAGACCUCUGGAGACGCCGACGGAGGCUAGCAGCACCAAACGCACAAACACGGGAGUGGCCUUCCUGCAGCCCCUAUUUGAAACUGAAGGCAUUGUAUUCCCUCACCAAGAAACUGAGACUCAUGAGGAAGGCGAGUACUUCCUGAAGGUUUUGAUUCCCAGCUAUGCGGCCGGUUCGAUCAUCGGGAAGGGAGGCCAGACCAUCGUCCAGCUGCAGAAAGAGACUGGAGCCACAAUCAAACUGUCCAAAUCCAAAGACUUCUACCCUGGAACGACAGAGCGGGUGUGUCUGAUCCAGGGGACGGUCGAGGCACUGAAUGGCGUCCACGACUUCAUCGCUGAGAAGGUGAGGGAAAUGCCUCAGAGCACCCAGAAGACAGAGCCGGUCAGCAUCCUGCAGCCACAGACCACCGUCAACCCAGACCGCGUCAAACAGGCCAAGCUGAUAGUUCCCAACAGCACAGCAGGGUUGAUCAUUGGUAAAGGUGGAGCCACAGUCAAGGCAGUGAUGGAGCAGUCAGGCGCGUGGGUGCAGCUGUCCCAAAAGCCAGAGGGAAUCAACCUGCAGGAACGUGUGGUCACCAUCAGCGGAGAGCCAGAGCAGAACCGCAAAGCUGUGGAAAUCAUUGUCCAGAAGAUUCAAGAAGACCCCCAGAGCUCCUCCUGUCUCAAUAUCUCCUACUCCAACAUCACAGGGCCCGUCGCCAACUCCAACCCUACCGGCUCUCCAUACGCCAACUCCACUGAGGUCAUGCCAGCGGCCGCAGCUGCCGCAGCAGCUACUGCCUCCUCGCUGCUCGGUCAGGCCGGUCUUGCAGGAGUGGGAGCCUUCCCAGCUACAAUGUCCAGCCUCUCAGGCAACGACCUGCUGGCUAUCACGUCCGCCCUCAAUACUCUGGCCAGCUACGGCUACAACACCAAUUCCCUGGGCCUCGGGCUUAACCCUGCCGCGGCUUCAGGGGUGUUAGCUGCCGUAGCAGCUAAUGCUAAUCCAGCAGCAGCUGCUGCAGCCAAUUUGUUAGCAUCCUACGCCAGCGAUGCAUCCACAAGCGCCGCUCACCCAGCAGCCGGUCUCGGAGGCUUCUCCCUAGGAUCCCUGGCUGCAGCCACAGGAGCCACUAAUGGUUACUUAAGCGCCGCUUCACCGCUGGUGGCAUCGUCUCUGCUGGCCACGGAGAAGCUCGCAGAAGGAGCAAAGGAAAUCGUAGAGAUCGCUGUGCCAGAAAACCUGGUGGGGGCAAUCUUGGGAAAAGGAGGGAAAACACUAGUGGAGUACCAGGAGCUGACUGGAGCCAGGAUCCAGAUCUCCAAGAAGGGCGAGUUCAUCCCGGGAACUCGGAACAGGAAGGUCACCAUCACAGGUUCCCAGGCUGCCACGCAGGCAGCACAGUAUCUGAUCAGUCAGAGGAUCACCUACGAGCAGGGGGUACGGGCCACCAACCCACAGAAGGUGGGCUAAACCUCAAAACCAAUGAGAAACAAGGAGGAAAAGAGGAAAAAAUGAGUGGGGGCUUGGGGGAGGAGUAUAAAAAAGAGAGUGAGAAUGGAAAAAAGGAGAGGAGAGCAAGAAAGAAAGUCCAUGACAUUAUCUUCUGCGUGUUUUCAGUAUUCUUUAUUAAAAAAAAAAAGUUUUUGACACAAAGUAAGAGUGUGCUGAGAAGACGAGGAGGGAGGGGAGUGAGUUAUCACACUGAACAACCAAGAAAAAAUGUGUAAAAUGUAAAUAAGGUUUUAUUACUUAAAGUCUUGAUGUUUUGGGGAUUUUUAUUGUUUUGUUGUUUCCUUUUCUGUUUUGUUUUUCCGUAAAUUAAGCUGUCUUUUCGUUUGUUUGUGUAUUUGUGGACAAAGCUGAAUGCCAUGUAGACGGGCUGCCUGCCUGACAGGCUGCAGGAAGCAUGAGGCAGGAGGGAAGGGCAGAGGCAUGGAGAGGGGUCAGGAAGAAGGGUUGGCAUAAAAGGGUACGACCCUCGAUCCAACUCCCCCUGUGAAACAGCUCAUUCCCUUCCCUCCCCCUGCAGCCUACGUCGAUCACCUUGCAUAGAGUUUUUUUUUCCGUUUUUUUUUCUAGUCCUGACUCCCUAUGCCCCACACGCCCUCUUGCCCCGUCACUAUUUGCCCCUUUGCCCCCACUCCCAACUGCCCUAGGGGGCUUUACAAGUAAGACUAUAAUCUUAGCUAAGAUGUGAGAAAGGAAACAUCCUCUGAUUGUCUCCCCUAACUUUAAUCUCACUCACCUCCUUCUCUCCCCCCUUCUUGAAUAGUAUGGGAGGCAGAGAUUAAAUUUGGGGAGGUAAAAAGAAAUCGUGGGUGUUUCUUGGUGUAUGCAGACCAACUCUGUAUAUCCUGUGAUGUACCACGCGAGCAGUGCAGCACAGCAGGGGUGUGACCACACGUGGCCCCUUUUAUAUUUGAAACGUCCAGCCACACGCUGAUGACCUCACGUAGAGCAAAACAUAGAAUAGUGAUACUGUGCAAAGCGCAAUACACAGGAUCCACGACAUUGACACUGUCAUCAAAGAUGAUUACAGUAGGUAUUAUCUCCAUCAUCAUUAUUUAUUAAGGUGUCGGCCCAUUUGAAGCCUAGCUGUUUUUAAAUCUGUGAAUUCAGGUUGACAUGAAUGUAAAUGAGACUAUUUUUGAUUUGUUUUAAUUUAAAUGGAUUGCAGAUGAAUAGCAAUGUCACAUAGUGUAAUAUAUGUCUUAUUUAAGUCCAGCGAGGAAGCCGCCCCCAGGCAUUAAGAUCAAUAAGAAUCACUUUAUAUAUCCAGGAACAGAGCAGAAGAAGGGCAACAUCCACACAUCCACACACACUGAAAACACUAUGAUGCCAUAUUUGGUGCUAAGACAAAAGGGAUUUGACCAUAUCUUUUGAUGCAGACUGCAGUGAGACCUGACGAUAAACACUAAGUAUCUGUAAACCACUCACAUCCACAGGCUGCAGUGCAGCAUUUAGCAGCUAAAAUAACCUCUAAUGCCUCAUCCUGGUAUGCUCGGCUCUCCUCCUGCCCCCAGAAUAUCCUCGGUGUGUUUUGCCUGUAGUCAGAUGCCAGUCAUGCCAGUUUCCCACUACGUAAAAGUGUAACUGAAAUGAAUAAUUGAGUUGACCUGAGACCAAUUCUCAGAUGAAUUGCUGCUGCUUAGCCUGUGGUAUUUUAAACCCUCUACGAACGAACCUGAACCACAGACGAGGUUUAGCGAGAGCACUUAAAGACUCACGACGUACUACUGAGAAAUGCAAACAGGAUGUAAGAGAAAACACUGAAAUGCGAUGAGGAAGCAGCUUUUGUCAAGAUACGCUGCCAAUUCCAUAGGCCUCACUUGGAGAUUUGCUUUCUAGAGGCAACAUGGAGAAAGAAAAUGAGGAGAUAAAUUACCUAAGUGAUGUUUGCCCCUAUGAAGCAACCAUUCAAUAAAAGAUGAGGUAAAAGGCAGAGAGAGUUUCUGUAAACAUUAAACUAGAUGAGCUUGUUUCUGCCUCUGGCAAACUGCAGGUUUUCUACAGCAGCAGAUAUUCUGGCCACUAGACCCAGGAGGUUGCUGAAGAUGCUGUUGUUGUUUUUUUUUCGUUGUUGUUCAUUUUUGUUUAUGUAUUAUUUUUAUUUUUUUUUACAAUCUGAGUACACUGAAUUUUUUUUGUCUUAAUGCACUGUGAAGCGGGGGAGUGAUUCUCUCGGCCUAUGAGGUCAGGGAUGUGUGUUACUGUAGACAGCAUCAUGAUUGAAUGGCUUUUGUAUGGCAGGGAUAUAAAAAAAAACACAUAUAUGAAAUAUAUGUAGAAUGCAUAUGAAGAACUUCACCAGAAAUGCACAUCAUAUCAGUAAAAGUGAGAGAGCCAAUAGAGACUAGGUCGAUUAAGGAGAUCAAUCAAUGGAGGUCAGGAGUUGAGGUCAAUUCGAUUCUUUUCACUUCGCAGACAGACACAUUUCUGUGUGGGAGCGACAUGGGUGCGAAACGGACUGAAAACUGAAAUCCACAAUGGGUUUUUGCACAGUUUCUGUGUGCAACCAAUUCGUAUGCGGGUUAAGGGCAACUGGUAAAGAAUAUUUUCCCAUCAUAUGCCCCUCCCCGUACGCCACCCAGUGCCCACUAGUAUCCAUGUAGCCCAAGUAACACAUGUGGACCCUACACAGAUGCUGCUGGUAUUUGGUAGUCAGAGGGCUGCAUGUUUGGGUGUCCAGCAGAAAAUUAAAUGAACUUCAAAUAGUAACACCUUUUCUCUAUAAAGUAAAAAAACCCUGCACAUUGAUUAAGUAAAUAUCUGGACAGAAACUCAGCAUGGGUCAAAGUAUGAAGGAAUGUGAAACCAAAUAUAAGGUGGGGUGCAUUUGAGUUAAUGCCCUAAAGCGUCUGGGGGCUUCAAAAAUCGAAAAAUUGUAAAAGAAAAAAAAAAGACUUCUUGAUUAUUUUGAAACCAACCCAAAUUCAAAAUCCUCCACUGUGCUUUCCAAUGUGGCUCUCUGUCGAAGCGCCAGUGAGGGUUUAUCUCCAUCGCUUGGUAAGGAGGCUUCUUUACUCCCAUCUAACACCAUUCACACUCUCCUCACCCUUCCUCACAGCCGUCCUCAGUCCUCUAAUGCACUCCCAUCCUGACACACCCUCUCCUCAAACCACAUUGCUCCAUGGGUGACUAUGUCUGGUGUUUACGAUCACUGCAUGUCUACUGCUUGGCCCUGACAAACACCACAGAUUCAGUGUCUGUGCCUCCUCAGGCAGCUGAGGCUC